AUGCCCAGCCCCGGCGUAAGCCCGCUCAGCUCCGCUCGGACCCGCUGGCUGGUGACCGCUCGGACCCGCUGGCUGACGUGGGCGCUGUGUAGGAGACGCGCCUGUGCUUUUCCACACGGUGUUAACCAUACCUCAAUAUGGCUUCACGGCUACACCAGGAUUUUUCUGUUUAAUAACAGCGCCCUUGUGGAUGAAGAACGUUUGCAGGUGCUGGGCAGACGUGAACCACUGUCUCUUAUCAACCUCAAAAAGAAAAAUGAAGAAACUGGGGAAGAAGAACUUGCCUCACGCUUAGAUCACUGCAAAGCAAAAGCCACCAGGCACAUAUUCCUUAUCCGUCAUUCUCAAUAUAAUUUGGAUGGCCGGGCUGAUAAAGACAGAACUCUGACCCCACUUGGUCGAGAGCAGGCUGAACUGACUGGACAAAGGCUGGCAAGUUUGGGAAUAAAAUUUGAUCAGAUUAUCCACUCCUCCAUGACUAGAGCAACUGAAACAACUGAAAUUAUAAGCAAACAUCUCCCAGGAGUCAAAAAAAUUAGUACUGAUCUGCUGAGAGAGGGAGCACCUAUAGAACCAGACCCUCCGGUCUCUCACUGGAAACCGGAAGCUGUGCAGUAUUACGAAGAUGGAGCUCGAAUUGAGGCUGCUUUUCGAAACUUCAUUCAUAGAGCUGACGCAAAGCAGGAAGAAGACAGCUACGAGAUCUUCGUCUGCCAUGCCAACGUGAUCCGCUAUAUUGUGUGCAGAGCAUUGCAGUUCCCCCCAGAAGGCUGGCUGCGAAUGUCUCUUAACAAUGGCAGUAUAACUCACUUGGUGAUACGUCCGAAUGGAAGAGUGGCACUUCGAACGCUGGGUGACACAGGUUUCAUGCCUCCAGAUAAAAUCACACGCACCUGAAUGAGCAAAACUGGUGGCUGUCCAGGAGCUGCCUCUAGUCUCUUUGCACUAGUACAUUCAGCUACAGUACCACUAGGUUUUUAUCUGUUAUGUUGGGGUGUGAUGCUGUCUUAAAAAUGUCCUUUAGCCUUUUGCCUCCUUCAUACAUAUUUGUAUCUGCCUUUCAGUCCAGAAAAGAAGAAAUCUUUGUAAGCCUGAAGCUGCCCAAUCCUCAAGUAUUCCCCAAAACUCAAAGCUGAGCUGUGGAAUACAAGGAGGUUGAAUGUCUGUGUGCUCAGCAGUUGCAAGAGCACUGACUUCCCCCCCCGCCCCGGCCCCGUGAAUUACUAACAAACACCACAGCUGCUCCUGUGGAUAUUUUUCUUGUGCAGGAAAGCAAUUGGUGGGGAACUGGAAGGAACGGCCUUGUAUCACGCUGCAGCUAAAACUGGAGAUGAGCCAGCUUGUUCCAGCUCUCACAGAAGUGACAAACAGGGUAUUCUGCUGUUCAAAGGACAAAGGGAUAAGGCUUCAGUUUUUGUAAGCUGUUGAAGAUGUAUGUUUAUGUUGCGUCACUGUUCCCCUCUACCCCCAAAAAGCUCACGUAAACUAUGCCUGGAGGUUGUAAGCAUAAAGCAAAGAGGGUAAAAAACCCAUUUGCCUCAGAGCUUGGUGCUGGAAUUAACUGCUGCUUAUAUUAAGUAAGUAAGUGUUCCUCCACCCUCAGGAAGUUCUUUCUUUAAGCUAUUCUGAAUAAUGUUUUUCAGUCUCGUAAAGCCUUUAACUAAAACUUGGCCUGUAGAAGGAUGUAGGGAUGAGUUUGUAGCAGUAGGAUGGAAGGAAAGGAAAG
Messenger RNA from Pygoscelis adeliae (Adelie penguin), 1726 nucleotides. RefSeq names its product phosphoglycerate mutase family member 5 (gene PGAM5). The record is from RefSeq and is a predicted model, not a curated record. Gene Ontology annotation, cellular component: mitochondrion. Gene Ontology annotation, biological process: positive regulation of mitochondrial fission. The coding region runs from base 1 to 897 and encodes 298 amino acids. The transcript is spliced from 7 exons. Lineage: Eukaryota; Metazoa; Chordata; Aves; Sphenisciformes; Spheniscidae.